UUGGCUGGGGGAGGGGGCUUGGAGCUGGAGAGAGUGCUGAGCAGGCAUUCAUGAGAUACGGUGAGGCGAGCGUCUUUCCUCCUGCCUCCCACUUCAGAUGCAAGGACAGGCUGGAGCGCUGUGGCUGGGUUAAUAGCACGGAGAGGGAGCACGACUGGAUUGGAAUCUCAAGAGUGACAGCGCCGUGAAUGAAGCACCUUCUACUUCUUCCGUCUGUCCUAGGCUUCCUCUGUCCGAGGAGAGAUGGGGAAUCAUUUAAAGUGAACUGCACCAUCUCCGGGCAGAGUGAUGGGACCGAGAGGAGCAGGGCAGGAGAGCUGCUUGCUGUUGGGAUAAUCUCUAAUCUUAGCCUCUUUGCUGUGCAACAUCCCUGGUUUACAGUUUUGGUGUCUUUUUAAGAGCAAUGUGGAUUGAAGGUUUUAUAUGGCACUUGGGAUAAUCCGCAAGACUGUCGCUCUCCCUUGCAAAAGCAAACCAGACCAUUGCUCUCCCUGGGUCUCUCUCUCUUUUCCUCCCCCUUUUGACUGUGGGGAGGGGGAGACUGUGGCACCAAAGACGAUGUUUUCUGUGCAGGGAAGACUUCUCCACAAGUAAGCCCAGGGGUUUCCUAACUCCUGGCUGAGCAGGGGUUUUGUGUUAGCCAAGGGGGCUGCUUUUGCAACUCACUUUACUCCUUGACAGAAUCAUGGCAGGCAAAAGAACAGCUGGCAGAAAACAUUAGGGGGUGGGUGGGAGCCAACUAAGGAAGUUGUGGAAAGCCUGUCCUUCCCAACCAAACAAAACUGCAAAGAUUCUUGUCAAUACUAACUCUGGAACACUUUUGACGUCACCAUGCGCAGAUCUAGCACCGAUGAAUCAACUUAUCAUAGGAGCCCUUCUGUGGACAGCAAGGAUUACAGUUUUCCCAAUGGCGCCUUCCGUCGCUACAGCAGCAUGUACGGCGGCCAAUUUGGAGCCGCAAGUAACUCUUUUUUUGGAUUCCAUACCAACCCGGGUCCUAAGGCCACCAAGGCUAAGUACACCUCCCCCAAGGGGAACAAGUAUGUGGUCUUUUACUUGGAUCUCUCCUUUAUUUUUCUUCUAGAACUGAAGAGGUGCAGCAUGGCUCACAACUGCCUGCAGUGCAUUAAGUACCUCAUGUUUGUCUUCAACUUGCUCUUCUGGCUGGGAGGCUGUGGGAUCCUUGGAGUUGGCAUAUGGCUAGCCGUUACUCAAGGGAACUUCGCUACCCUCUCUUCUUCCUUCCCUUCUCUGUCAGCUGCCAACCUGUUGAUCAUUACAGGGACUUUUGUGAUGAUCAUUGGCUUUGUGGGAUGCAUAGGAGCCAUCAAAGAAAACAAGUGCCUCCUACUCAGUUUUUUUAUCAUGCUGUUAAUUAUCUUUGUGCUGGAGCUCACGGUGGUGAUUCUUUUCUUCGUCUACACCGACAAGAUCGAUAAGUAUGCUCAGCGGGACCUGAAGAAAGGGCUUCAUUUGUACGGAACUGAUGGAAAUAUUGGUUUAACUAAUGCAUGGAGCAUCAUACAAACAGAUUUCAGAUGCUGUGGUGUUUCCAACUACACUGACUGGUUUGAAGUGUACAAUACCACACGGGUGCCAGAUUCAUGCUGCUUGGAAUUUAGUGAAAACUGUGGACUUCAUUCCCCAGGGACCUGGUGGAAAGCUCCUUGCUACGAAACAGUGAAAUUAUGGCUUCAGGAGAACCUGUUAGCAGUUGGGAUUUUUGGAUUGUGCACAGCAUUGGUUCAGAUUCUUGGACUGACAUUUGCAAUGACCAUGUAUUGUCAGGUUGUCAAGGCAGACACCUACUGUGCAUAAAAAUCAUCUUCAGGGUCCAUCAGCCACCUCUCCACAAGACAAAAGAGAGGACCCUCCAUCCUGUUGUCAUAUUUUUUCUAUGUAAAAUAAACUGUAUAAUCCUCUAUGGAAAAAUUGUGGAUCACCCUAGUUUUGUCACACCACUCAAACGGUAUCAUCGUGGAACUCAGACUUGCUCCGACAAAAAUAAAUUCUUCUCUCUAAAAUGGCAAGAAAACAAAGAAAGGAGCGGCUCUCUGUUGCACAGACUGUGGUUUAGUCCGAGGCGGAGUUUAAUCUCUGCAGGCUGUUGACAAAUAGAAAUGUUCCCAUCUAGCCCUAUUUCAUCAGUUCUCAAAGUACAGGGAGCCCUUUCUCAUGAUGAUAGAGAGGAUGUGGAGCAGCCAUUUCUUAGCAUUUGGUUUUAGCCAGCCUAGCACCUCGGCCCAGGGGCAUAUGCUUUGGACUCUCAAAAUUGUGUCAUGGAAUGAGAGGUCUUUGGGGAAAGCGUGAAGAAAGGGUUUCAGAUGUCGAAUCAGAUCUGGCUUGUAAACAGAACUGGAAUUCUUACUCUUUAAAUCAGUGUGUAAUGAUGUUCAAGUACUAAUGUCUGAAUACAACCAUAUAGAUACACACCGACAAUUCUAGCAGCUGCCUACAAAGCACAUCAGUCUUCUUUUCCUUUGUAUUCCACGGGACCAUGGAGUCAAAUGGAAAGAUCUCCUAGGGAAGAAACUUGGGCCACUGAAAAACAAGCAAUUGCAUCAAACAGAUUUAUUCUUCAGCGGAUAUGUAAUCACCUUUCUGUCAUUGUCCUCUGGAUUUUCUUUUAAGUGUCAUUCCAGUUUUGGUGUUCCAAUAUAUCCCUUAUUUUCUGUUGUUGGUCCCUUUGUCUCUUUGCCUUUUCCUUAAUUUGCUAUAUCAUAUUUUUACCUUUAAAUAGGGUAGAUUCAUUAGGGGGGGGAAAAACCCAUGCUGUAAACAUGCUUUGUAGCUGCUUUUUAAAGAAACAAAUUAUUCCAAGAAGGAAUUGAGAGGUUUGAAUUGAAGAAAUUCCCCACUAACCAAAAAGGUUUUAAACAGACAUUCAUUUCCCUUUUUUCUUUUCUCUGCAUUAAUAUACAUAGAAGAACAUGCAGGUAAAGAUUUUCAAGCACAUUCCCAUCACUGUUUACAACCAUAGGCUAGUGAAAGGCUAGCAUAGAUUAUCUGCUCUCUGUCUCAACAAUGAAGAUUUAGAUCAAAAUGCUUGAUGGAUUAGCUGUAUCUGUCUUGCUUUAAUAAAUCAUAUAUCAAUAAAAUGAGUGGAUUAUCAUUGUAGGUGAGCACUAAUAUGUGUGUUAAUACCUGCAUGCUGAAAAAAGAUUGAGCAGACUUAGAAUGCAUAGUUGUAAGCCAGUAUUUUUUAAAAAAAUUAUAUACCACUAUAAUGAUAUAUUAUAGUUAUGAUAGAUAUCAUAAGAUAUCUAUGAUAUCAUAACUGGAACUGUUCUUCAUCAUGAAUAUGGUGUUCAUGAUCUUAACAUCCAAGAAUUUAUGGUCAGUGUGUAUACAUUGUUAGUGCACUCAGAGGCCAUUUAAAGACAGUUCCCUUCCCUUCUGUUCUGCUCAAAAAAAUAAAAAUAAAAGCAAAGGGACAUUAAUUCAGCCAUUUCCUUUCUUUCCAUCCUUUUACGUUCAGUAGAUCAUUGUUUAUUUUUCCAGUAAUGGAAGCUAAUGAGUCAGGUUGGUGUGGUGGUUAAAGCACCAGGCUAGAAACCAGAAGACAAUGAGUUCUAAUCCUGCGCCUUAGAAGCAAAGACAGCUGGUGGGUGACUUUGGGCCAGUUGCUCUGUCUCAGACUGAGGAAGUAGGCCAUGGCAAACCACUUCUGAAUUCUUGUGAAGAAACCUGCAAGGACUCGUCCAGGCAGCCACCAGGAGUAAAAACUGACUCAAAAGUACCCCCUCCCAAAAAAGGAGGACAAGACCAUGCAACCCUGUGUUGAGGCCUGUAGGUUAAUACAAGUUAUUUUCCCCUUAAUAUUCAUAGCUCUUUGAAGUAUAUAAGAAUGAAAGUUUACAACUGCAAAAAGAGAGUCAACCAUAUAAAAUCAAGGCCAACCAUAUCAGUAAAACCUAACACCCUUAACUAAGAUCUCCCUCUGCAAAACUAAAGUUUCAUGAUUCCAUGCAGUGUGUGUGGGGGGGGGGGGGAAUCCUACAUCUGACACAUAUGCUUGAUUGAUGACAAAGCAGCCAAUUUAGAGUACAGUAUUAUCCAUUUAUAAACUGUAUAAAUAGCUUCAAUACAAAUAUACAAAGAAGAAACAUGAAAUGUGACAAUAUCUUGACUAUGAUAGGAAAUCUAGAACAUUCUAAUCAUUUUCUGUAAAGAAGCACUACCUCAGGGCUGUAAUUCAAGAAAGAAGUAGUAUAGGUUAGGAUUUGAUCUUUAGACCAACUGGUGCCCAUGCUCUAUAGAAGUGCUCUCCAACUGUUUCGCACCAGGGGCUGGUUUCAUGGAAGACAAUUUUUCCAUGGACAACCUAGAUCCCAUGCAUGUGCAGUUUCACUCGCCCACCACUCACCUCCAGUUGUGCUGUCUGGUGCCUACAGGCCACGGAUCAGUACUGGUCUGUGGCUCAGGGAUUGGGGACCCCUGCUCUAGACCAGUGUUUCUCAACCUUGGAACUUCAAGAUGUGUGGACUUCAACAUCCAGAAUUUGCCAGCCAGCAUGGUUGGCUGAGGAAUUCUGGAAGCUGAAGUCCACAUAUCUUAAAAUAGCCAAGACUGAGAAACACUGCUCUAGAGUUUAUCAAUUAGCAUAUUGCCUACCCAAAUUCAUACAUGAGUGAAGAGUUGAAGAGUCCAGCAGUAGUCAGUCAUAGCAAAUGUAUACAAAUUCCUAUUCCACCCUGCAGUUGACACUUUUGAUUCCUCUUGUCCUAUUAAAUGUGCAUACAAUGGACAAGUUUGACUUUAAGCAAUAAUGUACAUGUUAUUUUCCAAUUAUUCUGUAGUUUUGAUUCUUUCCCCUACACAAGAACAAAGAGUGACUUUGAAAUUCCAUUGCUCUUAGUUGUCAUUGCUCAUUAUUUUUGACUGUUUUACAAGCACACCUACUGACAGCUUUUAGAUUGCCGUCUCUGAAGACCGUUAUCAUAAAAUAAGGCAAUACGAAUAAAAAAUAGGUUCUAAAAGUAAAAGAUGAGUUCUAAAAAUAUUAAAGUACUCCUGAACAUCCCCUUUAUACAAAUAAAAGUAGGUGACUCAGCAGAAUUACUCACAGAAAUUAAGUCAUAGAAGUGAGCAGGAAUCUCAGUAGGGAAUGUUGGUGUUAGUCACGAAGUCGUAUCCGACCCAUUGCGACCUCAUGCACAACAUUCCUCCAGGCCUUCCUGUCCACUACCACAGCAGGGAAUAGGUAGGCAUUAAUCAUUUCUUAAUACUGAUUGAAAAAGAAAGAAACUAAUAACAAAGCCCAAAAGUUAAACAAUAACCUCAAAGGCUUCCUGAAUUUUACAGAACAAACAGUAACAAGCAUUUCAUAGUUUGGAAAUCUAGAUGAAUAGCCUUGCUGUCUAUUGUGUGUAUGCUGGCCAUUCACUGCAAAGAUGGAGGACUUGCUGUUUCUGCAACAUCACAAGAAGAUAGGUAGGGUUUACACUUGUUGGGUCUUUGUGUUUAGAAGGCCAAGAUAAUUCUAAGCUGGGGAUUUAAUUUUCAGUACCCAAACUGAACCAGCUAGUAAUGUUUUCAUAUUUAACCUUAUUAUUUAUUAAGUUUAUAAGCUGCUUUAAUCACUAAUGACAUGUGAAAGGCCACUCUUUGCUUUCUAAAACUUUAUUUCAGGAGAUUAAUUUUAAUGGAAAGACUACUUUCUUGCUGUUGUUAAAUAAUUGGAACCUCUUUUCAGGAAACUGUACAUCACCUAAAUAUCUAGCAUCAGAUUCCAAUAUCCCUUCUGCAUUGCUGGCAACAUAAACAAUUCCACACCUAUUGAGUAACCCUAACCUAAAAAACACCAUCAUGUUAGUAACUUUAAAUAUCUUCAUAGGAAGCCUAAAUCAUCAUCACACUAUCCAGAGAGGAUGCUGUUCUUGUUUCACAGGACAUUGUCAUGACAAAAGGCAGGUGCUGAAAAUCCAAGGAACAUAGUUGUAUAAUGAAAUACUUAAGACAUUUUUCUUUAAAGCUGUUAAAAGAAAGUGUACAGAACCGAAUGCAACAUAGAGAGCCUUUACUUUGAAAUGAGAGGAACUAAGACUGUAUACCAUGGGGAAUUACUUGCUUCUCAGAAACUUCCUCCUUAUGCACAUUGGAAAAACCUUGGUGCUAAAGCAAAUCCUGGCUGCCUGUAACACAGAAAUCAAACAAAUUUAGAAAACCAUCACCAGCCGUUAGACUAGGUACCUGUAGCUAACACAACAGACUACUGUAUACUCAUUAUGCUUCAUUAAUUGGUUGCUCAAAUCCCUGUUCAGUGUUUUUUGGGGGGAUUUUUAGGGCAAAAAAUAAUUGAGCACAAAUAAGCAACAGUAAGUAAUUUUUACAGUUCCAAUUGAAAGAAGGAAAUGCUUGUGAUACUUUACUAAUUCUUUAGUGACAUGUGUAUUCCAGACAGCAUUCAAGAAGCCAGUGCAAUUCCUUUUCUAUGUUAUAAGCACAAGGCUUUAAAUAUAUAAUAUGACCAAAGCCAUUUAGGAUCAGCUGUGGAGCCUUCCCCCCCUAAAGGUUCAGGUUUGGGUCCAGGGUGCUUAAUUUCUGUUUCAUGGCCCAAAGACUUAAAAGUCAAUGCAAAUUAAGGAUGUGAGUUUACAUUUCUGUCUUACUUGCUAGGAAUGUGUCUUUUGUCUAUUGUGAAUAUUCCUAAAAUGAUGUGUGCUUUAAUAUACUGUACAAUAGCUAAUAAUAACUAUCUAGGUUUGUUACCUAUGGGGGGGAGACUGGGAGAAGGAAGGUUCAGCCCAGAUUAAAUAAUAGGUUUCUAAUCUACAAUAUGGUUUUUCUAGCAUAUUAUGUUAGGAUCUCUCUUUCAGUUUGCCAUGUUAAAAGGUACAUUUGCCACAUAUGCUAUGGAAGAACACGCACCUUAGAAAUCAGAGCAUAAAGACUUCUUUAAAAUUGUGCAAUGAUGUUGCUGAUAGCACAAAGUAACUCCCAGGAGUUUCCAGUCAACACAGCCACUGACAACAGCAUCAGGAGGACACCAGGAAUUGGGAUCACUAGAGAUGGGGCAACUUAAUGCUCUCCAGUUAUCCUGAACUACAACCUUCAUGCAGGUGGACCUUGGUGGGAUAUUGAACUCUCCAGAGAUCUGGAAGGCACCCUUUUAGAAAAGGCUGGAUUGGAGUCUCCUAAUCAUGUACUAAGGUUCUACCUAAACAGCACCAGAACAAGAGUGCAUAGCAAUCCAGGUUUUUUUUUUUUUAAAAAAAAGACCACGAAUGACAUGCAAACUUAUUCACUGUAUGUCCUGCAUGAGAUCCCAUAGAUCUCAGUGGAAUUUACUCCCCCCCAUACUGAUGCACAAGGCUACAGCCUUCAAAUCUUGAAAGCUGUUUUUCCAGAUUAUGUCAAGCAAACAUGAGUUUGCUACAGCGGAUACCCUUGACUAAAGCUCAACUCUAGGUGUGACAAAGCAUCAAUCCAUCCCUGGCUUUAUCCUGUACAUUUUUAAACGCAUACAAAAAAAGCAACAACAGGAAAACCACAGGGUGAGAGAAAGAUGCUGCUCUUUCCUCUUCGACUGUUUUGUUUCUUUAAAAAUUGCCACCCAAAUGUUUUUUCUUUGCAGCAUUAUCCACUAUAGUUACCCUACAAAAGACAAUCUGUUUAAGACAGAAGCACAUUCUGAGACAAGAGCAUGAAUGGCUUUUCCCAUUGCCUGAUCACCACCCACUGCACAAAACUGGUCGCACCUUCAAAUGUUCAACCUCUCAAGUCUGAAAAUCCAACUAGAAAUCCCAGGCAAGUUACCUAAUUCAAAUACAAGUCACAUCCAGUUUAGGUCAGAGAUUUGCAGUAACCAUCUACUCAUGGCUAUGUAUAUAUUUGCAAAUCAUUUGGUAUUUCUAGAUAAGCACAUAGAAAAUGUAUAAAACAUAACAUGAAGAUUUCCCAAAGUUCUAACAAUGAUGUGAGAGAUUGGAGGUCCUCUGCAUCUCCCGUCUACAGUUUUGUAAAUGUUGCUCUCCAUUUUACAAAAUGUUUUUAUUAUGUGGCUCUACUUCUUUUCAUAUUCCAGUUUUCAUAUAACUACUUUUUUUAAUGUUACCUGUUACUAUCCAUUGUAGUUUUUCUUGGUUCCUUGGGUAUUCUUGCAGCAAAAAGGAAUGGUAUAUUUUCAUGCACCUCAUAGGAAAAUAAAGCUAUACAUUAUUUUUUAAAAGCUUAUUAAAUAUUCUUUAAAGUUUACAGCAGAUUGUGUUUUGUAUUCUUUAAUAUUUCUGUAUACAAUAAUACUAAUACUCUUACUAAAACACUUUCGAGUUAUAUUUAUGUGGGGGAACUACACAGCACAUUUUCUCUAUAUUCAUUUUGUUCCUAUUUGUGCGAUUGGUGGCGGGUGCUACAAUAAUUUAGUAUUGUUUUGUACGAGGUCGAUUUUUUCAUUGAAUACAACCUGCUGCAAUUCAAUUUUAUGGCUUAAAAAUUACACAACUUGGGUUACUGCACUUACAUGAACCUGUAAGAAUUUGUUUACACCCUUUGAAUAAAAUUGGUUUGGAACUUC
Molecule: messenger RNA, 8515 nt
Organism: Pantherophis guttatus
Lineage: Eukaryota; Metazoa; Chordata; Lepidosauria; Squamata; Colubridae
Gene: TSPAN4
Product: tetraspanin 4
Cellular component (GO): plasma membrane
Source: RefSeq, a predicted model, not a curated record